This is a messenger RNA of Rana temporaria (common frog), 4148 nucleotides long. RefSeq names its product neuromedin U receptor 2 (gene NMUR2). Gene Ontology annotation, cellular component: plasma membrane. Gene Ontology annotation, biological process: G protein-coupled receptor signaling pathway. The transcript is spliced from 4 exons. Gene Ontology annotation, molecular function: neuromedin U receptor activity. The record is from RefSeq and is a predicted model, not a curated record. NCBI's taxonomy places the organism in Eukaryota, Metazoa, Chordata, Amphibia, Anura, Ranidae. The coding region runs from base 749 to 1945 and encodes 398 amino acids.
AACACAUAACAUUCUCAUUUGAUAGAAUCGAUGUAAUGGUGUGUCCUAGGAAUUAACCCUUGUGUGGCUUGCCACACCAACCUGCACUGAAUAUCAGCGAUCGUGAAAGCACCAGUGACAAGCAGCAAGAACCUUUCUGUCUCAGACUCGAGCUGAAUGUAGCUUGAAGUCAUUGUUAGAAAUGUUGAAUAAUUUUGGCCAUCCAAUCAGCAUCCUUCAGGGGAGGAGAGUUUUCCACUUAAAACAGAGAUCUUUGAAAGGCAACUGGUGUACAGUAUCACACAGCAGCACAAACUGAGACUUGAGCAGUUUUCUACCCUAUUGAAUGGACUUGAGUCCCUUGGAAAGUGCUUGAAGAGGAGCUUCUGUGCCAGUAUUUAAACAGAAUCCAUGCUACUUCUUACUAUUUUUAGCUUCUUGUCACCUACAGUAGUUGAGUAUUUCUCUCCUAUUUAUACAUCAUUUGUUGUGUCUUCAUUUUGUAUCAACCUUUUGUAUAUGUUUAUGUUUUAGUGACAUUUUAUUUCAUUGUGUCUUUAGUUAUUUUAAUCAUACAUUUGAUUUUAUUAAACCAUUUAUGCCUUGGUUUAUUUUUUUUUUGUGCUUUUUUUUUUGUUACAUACCAGUUUUGAGCUACGUUAUGGCAGGUUCUUGUUGACAGAUCAGCUUCAUUCUUACUAAUAUUUAGACAGUUUCUAUUUUUUUGGACAUCUUAAGUGGAUCCUGGUUGUGUCUUAACACCAGAGCGAUGGAUGAGCAGCAGAAUGUGAGUCUGAUGUUGCCAGGUCCUUUUCUUCCAUCUGAUGACACUCUCUUAAAAUACCUGAACAACACAGAAGAGUAUCUGGCAUAUUUUUAUGGCCCAAAGCGCAGUCAUUUAUCGCUUCCCAUAACUCUUGUGUACACCGUGAUUUUCUUGGUGGGGGUCAGCGGAAACAUGCUGGUGUGUUUGGUGAUCCUGAAGCACCAUAACAUGAGGACUCCAACAAACUAUUACCUGUUUAGUCUAGCAGUUUCUGACCUUCUUGUCCUGCUCCUUGGGAUGCCUCUUGAAGUAUAUGAGAUGUGGAGCAACUAUCCUUUUCUCUUUGGUGCUUGGGGUUGUUAUUUUAAGACUGUGCUCUUUGAGACUGUAUGUUUUGCCUCCAUCCUUAGUGUGACAACGGUCAGUGUGGAGAGGUACGUGGCCAUUAUCCAUCCUUUUCAAGCCAAGCUCAAAAGCACCCGAAGGAGGGCCCUUAGAAUACUCAUUACACUUUGGAUCUCCUCCAUUCUUUUCUCUAUCCCCAAUACUAGCACUCAUGGUAUCGAAGUGAAGUACUUUCCCAAUGGAAGUCUUGUACCGGGCUCUGCUAUGUGCACUGUUGUCCAACCCUUGUGGAUUUAUAACUGCAUUAUCCAGAUAACAUCAUUCCUGUUCUACGUGCUUCCAAUGGGAGUCAUCAGUGUCCUUUACUGCCUGAUGGGUAUCAAACUAAAAGGAGAUCGCUCGCUGGAAGUGGAUAAAAUGUCUGUGAAUGGACAGAGACCAUCUCGAAAAUCAAUCACAAAGAUGCUUUUUGUCUUAGUGAUGGUUUUUGCCAUCUGCUGGGCUCCUUUCCACAUUGACCGGCUUUUCUUUAGCUUUGUGGGGGAGUGGACUGAACCUCUAGCCAACAUCUUUAACCUCAUGCACGUGGUGUCUGGUGGUUUCUUCUAUCUCAGCUCUGCUGUCAAUCCUUUGAUCUACAACCUUCUCUCCAGACGCUUUCGUUCUGCAUUCAGAAAUUUCCUUCCACCUCUUUUCAAACACUGGACUCCUAAACUCCCAGUCCAGGUCUUGGUCCCCCAGAAAAGCACCUUGAUCCUGGCCGGCCGUACCCGCAAGGACUCCACAGAAGAAGGCAGUCCCUCUUUUCCCCAUCGCACCUCUGUCUGCAGUUCUCAUUUCUCUACAGUAUUGUGAUUUUGUACAGUUGACUGGUCAGUUGCGAUCCUUUGGAGAUUACAAUAUUUGAAUGUGUUAGCAGGGAAUGGGUUACUGUGCAGCAUAAAAGUUAUACUGUCCCUAGGGAAGACCUCAGUCAGCUGGAAAGGAUGAAUCCUAUGGCCAGACAACAGCCACAUCAGUCAUCACAAGGGGUAGUGACUUAUUUAGAGAUCAGCUUAAUCAUUUCAUUGCUUAAGUGGAUUAAAACAUGUUGCUCUGUGCAUGCAAAUCAUGUUAAGCAACUUGUGGUUUUCUGUACUUUCCUUGUAGCUGUCUGAAAGUACAAGCAAACAAACGAUGUAUGCUGUUCAGUGUAUGCCAUGUAAAAAAUUUUAAGAGUGACAUUUCACAUUCUACUUUUGGUCCUGAGAUAAUUGAACAGAAAGUAAAACAUGCAAGCACAAAAAAUUAUUUGUAGUCUUUAAAACAUCUUAUACAUAGGUUCCUAAAUUUACAAUUACAAACCCCCAAUGGAUUGCCCAAAAUGUCUCAUAAUCCCUUCUCUAAAUUGUCAAAAUCAUCACCAUCAGCAGUCCUUUAAGGUACCAGUAUGACUUCAAAAGAUGUCAAUAGUUUGGUUUUAGGACCACUUCACAUGUGGUAUGCUGUGCAUUAAGGAGGAACGCUACUCAUCUACACUCUAGUGAGGCAAGAUCAGUGAGCUUCCCUGCUGGUGUCAACACCUUCUCAUCAGUUUACUUUGGGAUUGGGAUCUUUGACCAUCUUGAUUGACCAGGCGGGAUGACUUCACUUGAGUCACCCAAUCACUUGAAUGACAAUGGGUUCCAUUCAGGCUGUUUCUUCAGCUUUAAGAUCGGCAGUAAAAUAUCUAGCGGUUUUCAAACGUUUAUUUGCAAUUCACAAAAAAAUGCCACUAAAACACCACGUGAGCUGUUUUUAUAAAGUGAUGCAAUAUUUAAGUAGUGAAAGCUUGCGGUGUUUUAAAUAGCUGUUUUUUAAGGAGAGAAUUGCUAUGGCACCAACCAUGACUCAUCUGCUGACAGCUGAAUUCUUCACUGACAGCAGAAUGUAAACAAAGAAUUGGCAGCAUUUAAAAAUGGAUUUCGAAGGGAACAGUGCGCCAAUUAAAAAAAAAAUGGUGUGAGGUCCCCAUCAAAAUCCAAACCAGGCUCCUAUUCGAGCAUGAAACCCGGCAGGCCUGGGAAAAGGGUGAUGAGCGAGCACCCCCCCCCCUCCUGAAUCAUACUAGGCCACAUGGCUUCAACAUGGAGGGAGAUACUUUGGGAGAUACUUUGGGAGAGAGGGACUUCCCUCCCAAAGCACCUUUUACCAAUGUUGAUGAGGACAAGGGCCUCUUCCCUACAACCCUGGCAUGGUGACUUAUACGAAUCUGGAAGACCCUCUAACAAGAGGGGCCUAGAUCCUGGCCUCCCCAUGUGAAUGGGUACGGUCCUUUAUUCAAACUCCCUUCUUAAAAAACUGUUUCAACCAUCCUCCCAUAAAUAGAUUCCUCUCUAGCUGUGACACCCUAUGCCCCUGUCAUUUGCUUUGCUUCCUACAUAUUCAGACCUGAACUUUGUGUUUCUCCUUCUAUAUGCUGUUCUUUAUAGUAUAUUUCUAAGAGCACACAGUAUCUGUUACACACAAAUAUGAUAUAAGAAGCACACAACUUCUCGUCUCACACUCCCAAAACUUUUAUUUUCACUCCCACCAUUACCAUACUUAUUUGACUUUAUCAGUGCUUAUUGCAUGUACUGCACCAUAUUACCUUGCCUUGGUUACCAGUACUUCUGCUCCAUUGUCAUUUUUACGUUUAAAACUUAAAAAGAAAUACAUUGAAUUAAAAACAGCAACACACGGUAAUAGAGAGAUUUUUGCAUUCAAAAUAUGGAAUUAAGUUACUGACAAUGUUACUUGUAAGUCAUCUGACCCAUCAUGAUUUCUUCACUUUGAUUUCAGGUUCAUAAAUGCAGGAAAUCCUGUUUAAAUUACUCAUAGAUUUGACACCUUAAUCAUCUUAUUUACCUUAUGCCUCAAGAGAUAUUGACACCCCCAGUUAAAGUGAUUGUAAAUAAAAUAAAAAAAAGCCGGCAGAGAUGCUACAGACACCACACUGGAUCGAAUGAGGACUCAGGGAAGUACAAGAGGGGGUAUACUGCUACUUAAACAUUUGUUUUACCUUAAUGCAGGUAAAAAUUGUUUACGCUUUAGAACCACU